CACUGUCACUUCCUGCCGAGGAGCCGUGGUACCAGCUCUCGCACUGAGCCAAGUCCAUGCUGCUGCCGAGCGGACAGAAGCUGCCGCUGGGGUCCCAUCGCUGACGGGGAGUGGGAACUGCCGGUAUAUCCCGAACCAUGGGGGCUCGGGCGUUGUUCCGGGCCCUCAUCAUGGGUCCUCCCGGCUCGGGGAAAGGCACCGUGUCCGAGCGCAUUGUCAGCACCUUCGGGCUGAAGUACGUCGCCAGUGGGGAGCUGCUGCGGGAUAACAUCCGCAGGAAGACCGAAGUUGGAUUACUAGCCAAGUCAUUUAUUGAUGAGGGGAGUCUGGUGCCAGAUGAUGUGAUCACUCGGCUAAUACUGCAUGAACUGAAAAGCAUAAAUCAAUAUAACUGGCUGCUGGAUGGGUUUCCCAGGACUGUCCCGCAGGCAGAAGAAUUGCACAAGGUUUACCAACUGGACACUGUUAUUAAGCUGAAUGUCCCGUUUGAAACAAUCAAAGAACGUCUGACAUCUCGAUGGAUUCACCCAGGCAGUGGGAGAGUAUACAAUACUAACUUCAAUCCUCCAAAAGUAGCAGGGAUCGAUGACCUCACUGGAGAGCCUCUGAUUCAGCGUGAAGAUGACAAGCCGAAAACUGUGAUCUCAAGGCUCCAGGCCUAUGAAAAGCUAACCCAGCCAGUUUUGGAAUACUAUCAAAAUAAAGGCAUUUUAGAAGUCUUCUCAGGGACGGAAACCAACAAGAUCUGGCCUCACGUGCAUGACUUCCUUGCCAAGAGGUUGCCGGCUCUUUGUUAAAUGAAGGAGUUCAACAGCAAGACAGAAGACGGAUUUUCUAUUAAAUGGAUUCGCGAUUGAUUGCAUUAUUAACAGAAGGGACAAUCCCUGUGAAAAUUAUCAUUUGAUGAUAAAGAUUUUUCUAAGCAUUUUUAGUGGAAGCUUUAUUAAAAUAUUUUAAGAGUAUUGUUCAAAAGUGGUUGGUAGACUAAUGAAAAAUAGUCUUAAGAACUGAAACAAAUCCUGCUUUGUUUACAAAGUUGACACAUUGUCAUACUAGUAUUAACUAUUUCCCAUUUAGAUACAGUUUGAAGAGUAUAUGACCACUAAACAAGUGUAAAAGUAACUGCUUCUGCAUGGUGUUGCUCAAUAACAUUGUCGGUUGGUUGACUAAAACAAAGUUGAGUCCUUCAAUAAAUAACCAACCAUCUGUGACGAAUGCAGUAACUAGAGUUCGGAAAGGUACAUGUUCAAAGCUCCUUUAGAAUUAUCCCAAAUCCUAUCGAGGAUUGUGGUUUCCUGUGGAGCUAUUGAAGAUCUGCUGUGAACCACUUCCUGUCACUGAUCUCAUGAAAUGGGAAAGAAGCUGAUUCAGGGAAUCUGUGAACAAUGCCGCCAUCUGGUUUAGAUGUUAUGAACGGCACUCACUCCCUUGCUUGGGCAGUAAAGCUUGGCAAUUAUGAAGAAUGCUGGAAAUAUUCUGACCAACUGUACCUUAAUUCCCCAUCUUUUAGACCCUUUAAUAUACUUAGUAACAAUCACAGUCUUGAAAUGGAGAUGAUGUCCGUUGCCACGUGUAGGAGAGUUUCACAAUUCUGCAGCUCUAUUGAAAUGCUUUCUAACUUUUUCCUAAAAGUCCCAAUUUUGAUUUUAAUACUGAACUUCCCUGGUCCGAGACCCCCUCCCCCCAACAAUUACUUCCCAUCUACUUAUAUUUCCCUUCAGCCUAUGAGUUCCAGUGAGUACUGUAUUAGUUUCUGUAAUCUCUUUAUAAUUUAACAUUUUUGUAUCCAGCCAUCAUUCUGGGAGAUUAUGCGGUAUUUCAUCCAGGACAUUAAGGUUUAGUGCCAAAGAACUACCUACUGAACUUUGUGUAAUUCCACUAGUACCUUUUAAAAAUGUGACUUCACUUAUACAUCCUUGCAUUCUUAUGCUCUAGAUUUAAAACCAUACAUUAGUUGUUUUAUUAUAUUUUUGUUGGUGGUUGAUAUUAUUAUACAAUGUACUUGGACUCCCAAGUCCCUGGUAGAAUUUGGGGGAGUUGAUAGGAAUGGGGAAAAAUACAAAGGAGUACAGUGGAUUCUGGUUAAUUAGGUUAUCAUUUAAUAGGAACAGCUGUUUAGUUGGGAUAACUCUUAAAGAAUAAAAAUAGCUAGAAUUCCUUUUGUUUAUUUAGGACACUAUGCCUCUUAAUUAGGACAGGAGACUUCUAACUAGCGUUAGUCGCGUGUUCUCAUGUGGCUGUUAUACGCCACUGUGCUUGGAGGAAUUAGUUUUUAAAAUAGCGUUAGUUGCUUUCGUUUGUCUUCAAAAAGCAGUGACUUUUGUCACUGAUAGUUGGUGAGAAAUAAGCAGUAAGACAAUUCUGAACUGUUUUGCUCACUGUAGUUUUGAGCAUUCAAGGUUGGAGAUGCCAGAAAUGGCAAAUAGUAAAAAUGAAACAAUUUCACUUCUUCAAUAUGUUAGGAAUUAUUAAGAAUUUGAAGGUAUUGAUAAUCAUUACAAAUAUUACAAUUAAGAUUUAGAGGAUGCAGUUGUCUAAAGCACUAGUUGUUUGUGCUUAUUUUGUUCAUUUACAAUCAAUGAUAUAAAAACAGAUGAAUUCCUCCCUUGAUAACUACUAGGAACCAAUAGUUUUAUGGUACUGUAGAGGUAUUGGUAAUGUUCUAAUUUGUUAUCUAUUUAAAUGCAUAAUUUGUUAAAUGGUAAUUUCUCAUUUUUUAAAAUAUCUUUUAACUACUUCCAUUAAACUUCAGCUAAUUUGGCCAGCUGCUUAAUUGGGCCAAAAUGCGCUGGUUCCAAUUAACCUGAAUCCACUGUAUUUGUAAGAAUGGGGUAAAUGGGUGUCUUACGAUCACUGUAGACUCAUUAGGCUGAAAGACCUUUUAACUAUUACUGAGUUUCAAAAUUUACAACAGGCCCUUUACUGCUUUUUAUUUUCUAGAUGCAGAUUGGAUGAUCUGUCUUGAGAUAUCCAAAGCCAGUUUGGCCUACUCUCAUUAUCUAUUAUCUCUUUGUAAUACUAUUCUUCCAUAUGUCUGCUCUUCUUUGCGUGAUCUUAAAGCUUUAUUACAUGGCUUCUAAUUAUCUUAUAUUUAUGAAUACCCUUUUCCUACAGCUCAGCGACUCUCCUUAAUAAAUUAAUAAUUUGCUUUGUGGGCUUCAACUUCAGCUCAUGGAUGCUCAGAGGGGAAUUCACCAAACACCUUUUGGAAGUGAGUCCCAAACACUGAGUGCUUACGUGUGUAUGGGACUCAAGUUAGUCACCUCUGAAAUUCAGUGUCUUUUUUAAGGUUUUAUCUCCCUGAUAAUUCCACACAGGGUGAAACAUUCCCUCAGUUAUUUAUUUUCAUCUUCUACAGAGUGCAUUGGUAUACACAAGUAUCUAAUGUAAAUAAAUUGUUGCUGAAUUAAGGGAAUUUUGGAAGUUAAUUAUUAAGGCAUUUUCAAUAUUCUUAAGUGACUCUUUUGAAUCUUAGGAACUCGAUUUCCAACCUGAGCGUUGUUUGAGUGGAAUUAUUUUCUUCAUUCCUUAAGUUAGUGGACAUGUUGUCAUGAUUUAUACUUGGAAAAAGACAAGUAGUACACCACUUUUAGUUUUGUCUCCAUUGUGUAUUUACAAGAGGUCCAUAUUGCUUUUUUAAUAAUUGUAAAAGGGAACUGCGUAACAUUUUACCUCAAAGUCAAAAGGUGAUGUCUUUCAGAGACACUAGAUCAAGACCUUAACUGGUGUUUUAGAUGGGAUCACAUGACAUUACUUAGGGAAGACAAGGAUGUUGGGUCCUGGCCAAGAUGCGUCUCAUUUAACAUAUUUUGGGGAGUACAGAUGUGCAAACUAAUCCUGUUUCCUUUGUUAUAACCAACUGAUCACCAAACAGCACUUUGUUUCAGGUGGAUGUGGGAAGAAAGCUAAUGCAGACAACACAAAUAGAACACCUGUCUGUAUAACACUAAUGAGAAGGCAGGUUUUAAAUAACCCUCAUACUUUAGUAUACACUAAGCAGGUAACCCAUUCAGAGACUGAUCCCAGGUGGCCUGGCUAUAUCCUGCCCUCUCCUGCAGCUCUUUACAAUGAGGUUAACUAUGAUUCUGGCUGCUUGGUAACUUAAAGCAUUGAUUGAGGCAAGUUGACUUUCUUUUCAUCUGUGAGUAAAGGAUGGACUUACACUAAAUAUUAAAAAUCAGAGCUAACCUUACCGCGCAUUCUCAACUCAGCCUAAUCUUUUGAUCUCAAGUUUGCAAACCUACUACACUGCAGGGCUUAAAAAUUCGUGAAUGGUUUUUCUUUCUAGAGAAAAGUCCAGGUAUCUUAAGUAUUUGCUCUUUUCAGUGUCAAAAUUGUUCUUGUUUUAAAAUGCAUAUAAUUCAAAGGGAAGUUAUUUUAAACUCUUACUAUUUUUAAACUAUGACUUGGUACUCUUGAAGCUUGUUCAACUCAAUUGUUUCUAGUUUAUGUAAUUGUCUCAGAAUAUAAAAUAAAGUAAUAACUGUCAUUUUAGACCCA
Messenger RNA from Hypanus sabinus (Atlantic stingray), 4500 nucleotides. RefSeq names its product adenylate kinase 3 (gene ak3). NCBI's taxonomy places the organism in Eukaryota, Metazoa, Chordata, Chondrichthyes, Myliobatiformes, Dasyatidae. The record is from RefSeq and is a predicted model, not a curated record. Gene Ontology annotation, cellular component: cytoplasm; mitochondrion. The transcript is spliced from 5 exons. The coding region runs from base 138 to 797 and encodes 219 amino acids. Gene Ontology annotation, biological process: nucleobase-containing compound metabolic process. Gene Ontology annotation, molecular function: ATP binding; AMP kinase activity.